CCUGGGGUCCCGGAACUGCCCCCCGCCACCUGCGCGACCUUAGACAAGUCACUCUUCCUUUCUGGGUCUUAGUUCCCUGCUGUCAAGUGGGAGAGACAUUGGGUUCCUCCUGGCUUUGACAGUCCACUUACGGGUGGGUCUGGGAGGAGCCUGAGUGAGUGGGAUCCAAACUGCCGUGGCAGGUGUCUGGCCCCCCGAGCAUUUGGCAGCCGUCUUCCAACUUUGCCGUCCUUUUAAUCAGCGAUUUUCUGAAUGACAGAAAGCUUUGACCUCCAAGCUGUUUUAAAUCUAAUAGAUAAGCCAGAUACUCCUGUGCCACAAGCCUUUGGCCCACAUUUCAGUGGGAAUGCAGCUAGUUUGGAUAACUGGACCUUUUUAGGCAUCUGUCUCGGAAUUCCUGGUUGCUGGCCUAACGAUUGUUGUAGCGGUUCAAGCACUGGUCAUAAGUACAGGAUAGCCACACAGCAAAAUGUUUGCAAAACUGAAGAAGAAAAUUGCAGAAGAGACUGCUGUCGCUCAGAGGCCAGGAGGUGCUACUAGGAUCCCACGAUCAGUGAGCAAAGAGUCCGUUGCCUCUAUGGGAGCUGACUCAGGAGAUGACUUUGCUUCUGACGGAAGCAGCUCCAGAGAAGAUCUUUCAUCCCAGCUUUUGAGAAGGAAUGAACAGAUACGGAAACUAGAGGCCAGACUUUCUGACUAUGCUGAACAGGUCCGCACCUUGCAGAAGAUAAAAGAGAAGCUUGAAAUUGCCUUAGAAAAACACCAGGAUUCUUCCAUGAGGAAAUUCCAAGAGCAGAAUGAGACGUUCCAGGCCAACAGAGCCAGGAUGGCAGAAGGGCUGGCUUUGGCGUUGGCCAGAAAGGACCAGGAAUGGUCAGAAAAAGUGGAUCAGCUUGAAAAGGAUAAAAGGUUUCUGACAGCUCAGUUACAGGAAAUGAAGAAUCAGAGUUUGAAUCUUUUCCAAAGAAGAGAUGAAAUGGAUGAAUUAGAGGGAUUCCAGCAACAGGAGCUAAGUAAAGUAAAGCACAUGCUUUUAAAAAAAGAAGAAAGCUUGGGGAAAAUGGAGCAAGAAUUGGAGGCACGAACCAGAGAACUUAGUCGCACCCAGGAGGAAUUGGUGACUUCCAGUCAGAUUUCGUUAGACUUAAGCCAGAAGCUGGAAGAACUGCAGAGACACUACUCAGCGCUGGAAGAGCAGAGAGAUCAUGUGACAGCUUCAAAAACAGGUGCAGAAAAUAAGAUCACAGUCCUGGAGCAAAAGGAACAGGAGCUCCAAGCAUUCAUUCAGCAACUUUCCACUGAUUUGCAAAAGGUCACUGCUGAAACUCAGGAGAAAGAAAAACUCAUCACACAUUUGCAGGAGAAGGUUGCAUCCCUGGAGAAGAGACUAGAGCAGAAUCUCUCAGGGGAAGAACACGUGCAGGAACUUCUGAAAGAGAAAACACUUGCUGAGCAGAAUUUGGAGGAUACCAGACAGCAGCUCUUGGCUGCCAGAAGCAGCCAGGCCAAGACCGUCAACAACCUGGAGACUCGGGUGAAAGAACUAGAGCAGAGCCUGCGGGCCUCUGAGGAGAAGCUGAAGCAGAGCAGUGACGUGGUGGCAGCUCAGGAAGCUCAAAUUCAAGAGCUUGCCGCCGCGAACACAGAGAGCAGCCGCGCCCAGCAGCAGGCCCUCGCGCUGGAGCAGCAGCGCACGGAGCAGAUUCACGCGCUGGAGGCCCAGCUCGCAGGCCUGGGGAGAGCGCGGGUGGCCGACCUGACAGCCGCAGAGCGGGAGCUGAGAAAGCUGGAGCAAGAAAAUGCAGCCCUUAAAGAAAGUAAGAAUGAAUGUGAAUGUUCUUUACAGCAUCACCAGCUUGAGCUAAAGAAGCUGAAGGAAGAAUGGAGCCAAAGAGAAAUCGUGAGUGUGGCGAUGGCUCAAGCCCUGGAGGAGGUGCGGAAGCAGAGGGAAGAGCUGCAGCAGCAGGCCGCUGACCUGACAGCCGUGGUGGGCGAGAAGGAGCAGAGUCUGCAGGAGAAAAUGGAAGUGAUUCUCCAGAAAGAGCAGGAGAUUCUCCAGCUGAAGAAAGGUCACGACUCUGCGCUGCUGCAGACACGCCAGCUGCAGAGCGAGCUGGAGGCCCUGCAGGGCCUGAGGGCCGAGGAGGCGGAGGCCACGGCCACGGGGGAGGACCUGCUGAAGCUGACGGGCCAGGAGCGGCCCCUGGUGCUGUCAGCCAGCAAGCCCCAUGUGACCUCGAGGGCCGGGCAAGACCCCGAGUACCAGCUUUCAGCUGUGGAGGGAAUACCAAACGGAGAGAUGGGGGCAGCCAUGGAUCUGGGGCAGCUACAGAAGGAAAAACAGGACUUGGAGCAGCAACUUCUAGAGAAAAAUAAGACCAUAAAGCAGAUGCAGCAAAGGAUGCUGGAGCUCAAGAAGACUCUGCAAAAGGAGCUGAAAAUCAGACCUGAUAAUGAGCUUUUUGAAGUCCGAGAGAAGCCUGGGCCUGAGAUGUCAAACAUGGCACCUUCAGUCACGAAUAAUGCUGACCUGACUGACGCUCGCGAGAUCAACUUCGAGUACCUCAAACACGUGGUUUUAAAAUUCAUGUCUUGUCGCGAAUCUGAGGCUUUUCAUCUUAUAAAAGCUGUGUCAGUGUUGCUCAACUUUUCACAAGAGGAGGAGAACAUGCUCAAAGAAACCCUGGAGUAUAAGAUGUCGUGGUUUGGGUCCAAGCCAGCUCCCAAGGGCAGCAUCCGGCCGUCCAUCUCCAACCCUCGGACACCGUGGUCCUAGGUGGCACUACCCAGGGAUGGGGGCUCCAAGGGCUGACACUUUUUCUGUGAAAAGAACACUGACACACCCCAGUCCUAGUGGGUUUUUAAUCACUGUAACUGCAGUAUUUUGUACAAGCGUCUGAACAUUGUUUACAAGACUUAAGGCCCACUCCUACAGACUGAUACGAAUCUCAGGAGGUCGCUGAUACUGACAUCCUGCUUUCCGGAGAGCCCUGGCACAACCCACUUUGCCACAGUGCUGCUAAAAUCCCAGCUCUGGCCAGCACCCACCUGCACCUGAAUCCUCUUUCAACGUUAGCACUUAAAGCUGAAGCCCUCAGCCUGUGUCAGAGAGGAGGCAGCCAAUCCAUCAUGUGGUGAUGACGCUGGACAGACAGGCCUUCGACAUGGUGCCCAGCAGGGCAGACCCACCUGCUUCUGCCACAAAGAGCCAACUCAGUGAGGCUGGCUUUUUUCAACUCCCUUUCCCUGUUCGUAUGUUUGGGUUCAGGUGAGUUAGAAGAGGCUUUUAAACACUUCCACCCAAGGAAACGUUAUUGCACCUUGCUACUCAAACAUCCUGGAACUUCAGAUGUGUCCAUCUCUAAGGUACUCUCGGGCCAGUGUGGAUUAAUGAAUAUGUGCACCUUUCUGACAGUAUCUCAUUUUACUGAAGAAAACUAGCAGAUGUGUAAAAAGAUUCUUAGUACCAAAUACACUCAAUUGCCUUUUUAACGAAUGUACUUGUGGUGAAUAGGUUGCUGGUAAACCAUUUUAAACUAUUUUUUAUAGCUAAAGUUCCUCACUAUUAUAAACAUGUCUUCUGUAUUACAAAAUCCAUUUAACUUGUGUUCUUAAAGGAAAAUCAGAGCAUCAAGAGGAAAUGAUUUCUAAGAUUGGGAUCCUUGUCCCAAUCUGCCUCCCUCUGAAGCAGUGGUGGUGUUUCACUUGCUUAGAUCUUAAUUCUGUUGUUAUAACACUGAGCAAAUGCUAAUCAAUGUUUUCUACUGCUGAGGACAGUCUGCUGUAUUCAAAGGAAGCCGCAGCUGCUCCUUUCCUCUCCCCAGCCUUGACCAAAAUGGUGGAGGUGGACUGCCCUGUAAGUGGAGCCACCAUCUCCCCAUCACCGCAUCCCCCCCACCCUGGAUAUUUAAGAUGACACUACAUUCACGUGUGGCGUCCAGGUGGCCCCUGCCUGGCUGCAGUACUUGACGACACGCAGAUGGCUCUGGAAGUGACUGAUGAAAACUCGUAUUCAUCAUCAUUAAAGAAAAGGGAAAUACUUGCCUUGGAUAAGGCACACUUUCAGAUCUAAAGGGAAACUGUAUAUUUAUAGUUUGAUGAAAGUUUUAUUGGUUAAAUAAAAAACUGAGUUAAUAACUGGAGCUCCUAGAUUUAUCAUCAGUUACCCAAUGAUGUUAGGUUUCUCAAUUAUGUUUAGGGCUAAAAUAUAUAUAAAAUAUAUCUCACAGGAAAGCAAGGAUAUGCAGUUAACGAAAGACAGUUCCAUGGCCCUCAAAGUACCAGGCAAGGGCAGCAUUACCCACACCCAGCUCGGACUCUGCUGCCCAGUGACGCUUGUUACCUGCCUCCUCCUGCAGCUCCCCUGGCAGAUGCGACCCGUGCCUAGGAGGCCGUUUCCCGUUAUCUGGUGGGGACACAAACCAGGAGUCCCUUCUGUUCCAUCAUUUUGACAAGUAGGAAGUAGCUCUUCCAGCUAAAGAAUUCCUUAAAUUGGGUAGUUAGGGCUUGCCAGAGGCGAUCCCAGCACAGCCGUGGGAGCCCCCACCAACUCUUCUGUGGCCUCUCCAGCCCUUGAGCUGGUCUCGCCGCCCCCCCCACCCCCCACCUGCCAGCAGUUUUAGACACAGUUGUGGGGCCCCCUAUUUGGUCUGUACUUGCACAGGGAGGAUUCGUUCUGACUAGGCUUUCCUCCUGCAUGUUGAAUUUCCUUCAGCUUUAAGAGGAAGAGUGGAGUAAAUACUCUUAAGUGAUUUAAUGCACUUUCACUUGUAUAGAACAUUCUGUGCUAGACAGUACAUAGAGCCCUUUAUAUGAGCAUCGGAUCUUGAUCUCACCCUCCAUGUUGUAAAUAGGGAUCGUAUUAUCUAAAACUGCUGUAGAAAAUUCAUUUGUGGUGCAAUACACUUUUGAUUAAAGCCCUUCAACCCAGAUGCA
Molecule: messenger RNA, 4935 nt
Organism: Capra hircus (goat)
Lineage: Eukaryota; Metazoa; Chordata; Mammalia; Artiodactyla; Bovidae
Gene: GOLGA1
Product: golgin A1
Exons: 23
Coding region: 470-2776 (768 amino acids)
Cellular component (GO): Golgi apparatus
Source: RefSeq, a predicted model, not a curated record